ACGAUGAGUGCAGCAGAUAUUGCUCGAACAGUAGUCGGCAUCAUAGGAAACAUCAUCUCGGCCUUCAUGUUCUUGUCCCCACUGCCAACUUUUAUUGGAAUAUGCAAGAAAGGAUCAGUGGAGCAGUACUCAGCAGCACCAUACCUAGCGACGCUCGUGAACUGCAUGGUUUGGACCCUUUAUGGUCUACCCAUUGUGCACCCACACAGCCUGCUGGUGGUAACCAUCAAUGGCUCAGGGUGCGUCAUUGAGAUCAUCUAUGUGACCCUUUUCUUGAUCUACUCUCACCGCAGCAAGAGGCUCAAGAUCCUCCUCUGGCUCGUUGUGGAACUCAUUUUCAUCGCAGCUCUCACCGUUAUUACAUUAACUAUGGCCCACACCGUCAAGGAACGCUCUUCCAUUGUUGGAACCACAUGCAUUCUCUUCAACAUUAUGAUGUAUGCUUCACCCUUAGCUGUCAUGACAGCAUCUGUUCACCACAAUUGGACCUUUUCCCGGUGGUUUUUCAACUCCGAACAGACCCAGAAAGAACCGCGCUCACCGGACGACGUUCCUCCAGAAAUUUCAGACCGGACGGCCACCGCACGCGCCCACACGCGUCGCCCCUUCAACCGCGAGUGA
Molecule: messenger RNA, 621 nt
Organism: Gastrolobium bilobum
Lineage: Eukaryota; Viridiplantae; Streptophyta; Magnoliopsida; Fabales; Fabaceae
Product: bidirectional sugar transporter SWEET4-like
Exons: 4
Coding region: 4-621 (205 amino acids)
Biological process (GO): carbohydrate transport
Cellular component (GO): membrane
Molecular function (GO): sugar transmembrane transporter activity
Source: RefSeq, a predicted model, not a curated record